Molecule: messenger RNA, 1734 nt
Organism: Penicillium cosmopolitanum
Lineage: Eukaryota; Fungi; Ascomycota; Eurotiomycetes; Eurotiales; Aspergillaceae
Product: Vanillyl-alcohol oxidase C-terminal subdomain 2
Exons: 8
Coding region: 1-1734 (577 amino acids)
Biological process (GO): lactate catabolic process
Cellular component (GO): mitochondrion
Molecular function (GO): D-lactate dehydrogenase (NAD+) activity; FAD binding; D-lactate dehydrogenase (cytochrome) activity
Source: RefSeq, a predicted model, not a curated record
AUGUUGCGACCAUUUCGAGCUGUCCCAGCUCGAUACCGUUUCCCGGCCACAUCAGGAUCGCAUACGUUCCGGCAAAGGGUACUUUGGAGUUCUCCAAUAGGAAGAAGUCAAUUUUCUACCGUAAAAGAUACAAAACGUGGUCCAAGAUUUUCUGGCGACAAAUCAUGGACAAGAUCCAUGCUGGCGGCUGCAGGAGGAUCACUCAUCACCGGGCUUUUGAUUUUCAACCUUCGUGGGCAAGUGCCCAUCGUGGAUGCGGAGCACGAGCAGCAUCGAAAAAAUGAACAAAAGAAACCGAGAUACGUAUAUGCGUCAAAGGAAGAUUUGGGCAAGGCAAUUUUGGAAAUCCGAAAAGAACUUGGAGAAGAAGGAAUCAGCACCGAUGAUGAUGAUCUGAGACAACAUGGAUUUUCCGAGUGGUCCUCAAUCAACAUUGACCAGCUUCCUACAGCAGUUGCCUUCCCUAACAGCACCGAGCAGGUCGCCAAGAUUGCGAGAAUCUGCUCCAAGUACAAAGUUCCAAUGAUUCCUUAUUCCGGUGGAUCGAGCGUGGAAGGCCAUUUUUCGGCCGCUUUUGGUGGGAUUAGUGUUGAUUUUAUGAACAUGUGCGAUAUUGUGGAGUUUCACCCGGAAGACAUGGAUAUUGUUGUUCAACCCUCAGUGUCGUGGAUGGAUAUGAAUGAAAAAAUCAAAGAAAGCGGGCUGUUUUUCCCCAUUGACCCGGGCCCUCCUGUAAGAUCAUCUGGUUUCCUAUAUUCAUGUUUCUGGUCUGUCUUCUCAGCUAACAUCCAUGCAAGUGGCACAAACGCUGUGCGUUACGGUACCAUGAAGGAUUGGGUAAUUAAUAUGACCAUUGUUUUACCGGACGGACGUAUCCUUAAGACACGACAGAGACCCCGGAAGUCAUCAGCGGGCUAUAACCUGAAUGGCCUCUUCACCGGUGCCGAGGGGACUCUGGGUUUCGUGACAGAAGCAACCUUGAAGCUAGCACGAAUUCCAGAAGAGACUGGAGUUGCCGUCACAUCAUUUCCAACCAUGAGAGAUGCAGCGAACGCUGCUAUUCAGGUUGUGCGCGAGGGAAUCCCCGUCGGGGCCGUCGAACUUCUUGAUGACGUGCAGAUGGAUGUUAUCAAUCGAAUGGGCGAUACUGGGAGGGAAUGGAAAGCGAAACCCACUCUUUUUUUCAAGUUCAGUGGCACCAAGGUAGGCGUACAGGAUAACAUUGAUGGCGUGAGUCACAUUGUGCAUGCAAAUCAUGGGUCCGACUUGGAAGUCGAAAAGGAUACUUCAAAGCAAGAAGCGCUUUGGUUCGCUCGCAAGCAAGCACUGUGGAGUAUGCUCUGUCUCAGAAAGUCCGGCCAUGAGGUUUGGUCUACAGACGUCGCGGUUCCAUUAUCCAAAGUUUCGGAUCUUGUUGAGGUUUCAAAGAAAGACCUCGACAAGCUAGGGCUUUUCGGCAGUAUGCUCGGACAUAUCGGGGACGGUAACUUCCAUGAGACAAUUCUAUACGAUGGUAAAAAGGAAUAUAAGUCAGUUGCCAAGUGUGUUCACGAUAUGGUUCACCGAGCCAUCGAAAUGGAGGGGACCUGCACGGGCGAACAUGGCAUUGGCCUUGGAAAGAAGGAGUUUAUGGCGCAGGAAGUAGGCGAAGAAUCCCUUUCUGUGAUGAGGGCGAUAAAGCAGUCAUUGGACCCCUAUUGGUUGAUGAACCCUGGAAAGGUGUUUGAUCCUUAA